Messenger RNA from Corythoichthys intestinalis (scribbled pipefish), 9471 nucleotides. RefSeq lists its product as uncharacterized. NCBI's taxonomy places the organism in Eukaryota, Metazoa, Chordata, Actinopteri, Syngnathiformes, Syngnathidae. Gene Ontology annotation, cellular component: transcription factor TFIIIB complex. The record is from RefSeq and is a predicted model, not a curated record. Gene Ontology annotation, biological process: RNA polymerase III preinitiation complex assembly. The transcript is spliced from 26 exons. The coding region runs from base 149 to 6865 and encodes 2238 amino acids. Gene Ontology annotation, molecular function: TFIIIC-class transcription factor complex binding.
CCACUCACGGUCGACAAAAUAUUGCGUCAUGUUCAACAUGGCGGGUUGACAUCUUUUUUUUUCUUUUGAUCUCCUGCAUGGCUCUGUUUUUCUUACCAAUUAAUGGACGUUUAUACCAUCCAGACGACACACCGGUGAGCAGGUACCAAUGUUUCGCCGCUCGAGGUUCAGCGUCCGUCCCAACGUGGGUGGGGCCGGUAGGACUGCAGCUCCAUCGCAGGAUGCCGCUCCGGCGAGUCAGGAGUCGAAAGAGGUGGCAAAAGACCUCGGCAAGAUUGCGGUAGCUUCUGUGGUGACCGACACGAAGCCAGUAGAUGUUCCUUUGGUCGAAGCGACCAACCUGAGUGAAGGAAAUGAUCCAAAUGGGGAUGCAACCAACUCCUCAGCUGCUCUCCAGAGAAGGAAACGCUUCUCCGUCAAGCCGAGGUUGGCCCCGGGCCGCCCCGCUGUCCUCCCUCGAACACCCAAGUCCCCUGCCAAGGUGGUCCCUGAAACUCCCCCUAAAAAUUCAGACCUCGAGGCAAAAACCGAACUCCAGGUGCCGCUUUCGGGUGUCGAUUCUCUAACGUCGCCUCAGCCCGAGCCCGUCGUCGCCCCCUGCGAUGAUUCAGGAUCAGCAGCUGCCGUUCCCACUGAGCACUCACCAACAGAAAAGACUGUCUCGUCAGAUGACGCGGUCAUCAAAGUUCCACCUAGGCCGCCGGACAAAGCGGCGACGCUGGACAAAGAAUCAGCGGCGCUGUCGGAGAAAGCCAAGACUCUCUUGUCAUCAAGGGGCAAGAAGUCGCCUGGUAUCGCCCGGUAUUCCCUGAGCCGGCUUUUGAACGACCCGUCAGACAUUCAAAGGCUGGAAAAGGCUCAGAAGCUGCGUGACCUGCUCAGACAGGAGAUGCGGAAAGAAAAGAAUGCCAAGAAAGAGAAGAGGAAGCAUGUCAACGAAUACAGUUUGGAGUCUGUGGACCCUACCACAAUGACCAUGAGGGAUCUUAUCCGUUACAUCCCCAUGUCCAACACCAUGUCGUCCAGUUUAGAGGACAGCGUGCAGGAGAAUGAGAACGAGACCGAGGUUCCAUUUUCACCAAAACAAAUAUCGCCGCAUGAACCAGAAGUUCCACUGACGACCUCGGGUGAAAAUGGGAGCCAGUUGCAAGAGGAACAGGAGGUGGAGGAGGAGGCAGUGCUCGAAGAAGGAAACGAGGAGGCGCUUAUGGCACCUCGGAUCAAAGUGGCUGAAGACGGCACACUAAUACUGGAUGAGGAGAGUUUGACCGUGGCGGUCCAGAGAGCCAAAGGACCUAACCCGGCAGAGAGCCGGGACCCCAUAUUUGAGCGUGGCUCCACCACUACGUAUUCCAGUUUCAGGACGUCCAAAUACUGCAAGCCUUGGACCAACGAAGAGACGGACAUGUUUUUUCUGGCAAUCAGCAUGGUGGGAACGGACUUCACCAUGAUCGGCCAGCUUUUUCACAACCGAACUCGAGCUGAGAUACGGAACAAAUUUAAAAAAGAAGAACGGAAAAACUCCUGGAGAAUCGACAAAGCUUUCCGAGAGAGACGCAAGCUGGAUAUUGAAUAUUUCACCAAACUGCUGGAGAAGGUUCUAGAAUUCCAGGCCAACAGAAAGAAGCUCAAAUCGCUAGUUCAGAAGAACGCUCCCAAGAAGAGGCAACGGCGCUCAAAGAGAGCAGAGAAGCACAUAGACAGCGAAGCGGAAAGUGAGGAGGAGAUGGAUGACUUUUUAGGCUCCGAACGAGAGGAUGGAGAGAAAGAGAACGACAAGCUCAGCAUGGAUGGAAACGUCUCAAAGACCAAGAAGAAACGCAAGCGCCAGAGUGCAGAGGAUGUCUCUAGUGCAAAGCUAAAGAGGAUGACGAGUGACGCGACUGAAAAGAGUGGUGAAGAAGAGGAUGUCUGCAUACUUGAAGACUCAGAAGCAGCCCUUCCUGAAGAUCAACAGGAUUCAGAAGUGACAGAGACUGACAAAUCAUCUGAGCGCCCUUCAAUUCAGCCUGCCAAACUCUCACGAGGUAGAGCGGCCAAACCACUCCCGGUGCUCGGCAGAAAGUGGGGUAAAAAGCUUCCGAAUCCUCCUCCCGCCACGAAGACCGUAGACGACGAAUCGGCAAAAGAGGAUCAAGGUGUGACAGACGAAGCCUUAAAAGAGCAGGUGAACAAAGAUGCAUCGCCUGCAAGAACCGGCAGCGAAGAAGAGGAGGAUGACCAAGACGAUGGUGGGGAUUCCUCUGGUGAUGAAGUUUACUCAGCUAAACCUGCAAAACCAACUAGGUACGGGAGGGUCCCCAAGCCUCGGGCCAUCUUAGAGUACCCUACCAAGGAAGAGGAGUCCACCCAUAAACCUCCGCGAAAGUGCUCUGCCAAGAGGGCCAGAACGUCCACUGCAACAUCUGCAUCCUCGGCACCCAAAAAGUCUAAACUGAUUACCCUUAGAGCAUCGCAGUCAGAUUUCAGUGAGGACGAGGAGGAGCAUGGCCUUCAGAAGGACGACGAAGUGUUUGUAACCACCAGCUUGCACUCGCCCUCAACUGUUAUCUCACAAGUGGACGAGACAAUAGAGGAGCUUGACAUCUUGGGCAACAUGUCAGAUGUAUUGGACAUAACUCAAGAUGGACUCUGCUCAUAUUCUUUCUGUGAGAGGGAGAAAAAUGAGACUGGGGCACCCGAACCAUGUGUGCAUCAGUUGGACCUGCUGGUUGAUGUCAUUGACCUUGUGUCUUCUGAGCACAACCAAGAGUUGGAGUUGGAUAGCAACAACAUGGCUGCUGAAACAUUGCUGGCCAUUGGCAACGUCUCUCAGUCGGAGACCGCACAUGAUCAUGGAACAGAAAUAGCAUUGCAGAGUACAAAGGAGACCAGUGAACUCUUGGAGGAAGAGAUAGUAGCAGAAUUCAUCGAGGAAAACUGUUCCAGCCAAAUCCCAUUUAUUUCAGAGGAACAAAGAGUCGCACAGACAUUUGAGAUGUCCACCCCGGCCAUUGCUAACACAGACUCUUCACCUCAAAGAGAUGUUUCCGACCCUGACCCAGGCCUUCCUGCACAAUCAAACCCACAGAUGGGAAAAAGUAACGCAUUCAAAGUGAAGCCAAACCCAAACCUCAUGAGCGAUUCAAGGACCGCACCUUCCAAUUCCCAGCGAGAACAAUCACCAGUAGCUUCUAGUGAGGAGAAAAAAGUAGGUGGUAGACAUGCUGUCAGUGAAACUAAUUCCACAGAUUCAGAAGUAGUCGGAAGUUGUCGAGAUAAUGAAAAAAUAUUUGAAGGAGCAGUCAUAGAAUCAAAGGCAGAAGAUUCAAAGGCACCUUUGGACCUUGGAUGUGGAGAUAAUGACAGUAAUUUGCAGAAAUUAAAAUGUCAGAAAUCAAGUGAAGUUGCAUCCACUCAUCAGACCAGGAGGAGUCGAUUCCCAAAGGUGAAACCAAACAUUCCCGAGACAACAAGAAGCCAACGGUCCAAACCACAAAACCCGAUAGAAACUUGCCUAUCUCCAAAUCUGGAAACCACCUGCAAAGUAACAGCUGAAAUUGAACCACAGGCAGUUUCCACCUCCUCUUUAGAGGCAUCAGAUCAAAGCAACAAUGCUGCUUGCGCAGAAGUCACAGAGCCAUUUGUUGAAGAGUCAAAGAAAGCUUUGGACGAAGGAGGUAGAGAUGAUGCCAAAGCUUUCCUUGAAUGUCAAAAAUCUAGUGAAGUCAAAUCCACUCAUCAGACCAGGGGGAGUAGAUUCCCAAAGGUCAAACCAAAGCCAAACCUUCAGACAUCAAGGAAUGUACACGCUAAACCUCUCGAAUCCACCGGCAAAACGACAGGUGAAGUAGAAUCACCACCAACUGGGACCACUCUUCAAAAGGAAAGUCAAACUACUAGUUCUGCUUCAACUAUUGUACCUAUGUUGAGCACAGACACCACUGUCAUACCCUCAGAGGAACUCAUUGAGCAGAAAAUGGCAAAAGUUGGGCUUGCUGUCGAAGAUACAAAGCAUACAAAUUCUGAAAGAGCUGAAAUUGAUCAAAAUACAGAGACACUGUCAGAUACAGCGGUCACAGAACACAAGGCUAAAGCGUCAAAUUAUGUUUUGGACCAAGAAUGUAGAGAGCAUGACAACACUUUGCAAGUGUUACCUGACUGUCAAAACCUGAGAAAAGUUGUCAAACCAAACCUUACCCUGAUAUCAAGAAGUUCACUGUCCAAAUCUCAAACCACAAAAGAAAUUAGCUCGUCUGAAAAUGUGGCAUCCACCAGCCAAACAACUGAAGUAAAACCACAGGCGACUGGCAGCUCCUCUCCCCAGAAGCAGAAUCAAAGUGUCAGUUUUGCUUCGACUGUGUUGCCAGGCUUAAGUGCAAGCUCCAUUGUGAUACCUUCAGAGGAACUCUGCUCUAGUGAGCAAAAAAUGGCAGGCGUUGGACUUGCUACAGGAGAAUCAAAGACUACAGAUUCUGAAACAGUUGAACGUGUCCGUAAUGUAGAAGAACCAUCUAAUACAACAGCCACAGAACCAAUUGAUGAAGAGUCAUCUAAAAUUUUGGAUCAAGAAAGUAGAGAUCAUGACAGUACCAUGCAAGAGUUACCUGAAAAUCAGAGAAAAGUUGUUCCCAGGAGGAGUCGAUUCCCAAAAGUCAAACCAAACCUUCCGAAAAUAUCACGAAGUUCACUCUCUCAAUCUCAACCCAUGAAAGAAACUUGUCCAUCCUCAGAUCCAGAAUCCACCUCCAAAACAACAAUUGAAGUAGAAUCACAGCCAACUUGCACUUUAUCUAUACAGAAACAAGGUCAGAGCAUCAGUUCUUUAACUCUGGUGCCAAUCUUGACCACAAGCUCCAUUGUGAUACCUUCAGAGGAAUUAAGGCCUACUGAGCAAAAAUUGACAGGCACUGGACUAACUGCAGGGGUAUCAAAGAUCACAGAUUCUAAAACAGUUGAAAGUGGUCGUAAUACAGAGGAGCCAUCUGAUGCAGAAGUCAGAGAACACCAGGCUGAAGAGUCGAAUCAGGUUUUGGAACAAGACAUUGGAGAUCAUAACAGUAACUUGCAAGAGUUACCCAAAAAUCUGAGAAACGUUGUUCCCAGGAGGAGUCGAUUCCCAAAGGUCAAACCAAAUCUUCCCCAGAUAGCAAGAAUUUCUGUUUCUAAAUCUCAGACCACAAAAGAAAUCAGCUCAUCCUCAGAUCCUGAAUUGCAGCCGACUUGCUCAUUCUCUGUGCAAACACAGAGUCAUAGCGUAGAUUCUUCAGUUGUGAUUCCAAUAACAAAUAUAAACUCCACUCCUACACCUUCAGAUGAAAAUACUUAUAGUGAGAAGAUAGAAGAUCAUACACCUGUCACCCAAGCUGAUGUAGUUAAAAAUAGUCACCCGGUAGCAUCACCAUCAACCUUAGAAACUUUUCAAAGUGUUGCAUCGGUUGUUAUACCUUCUGCAGAUGGUGAUUUAGAGAAGAAAGACACAGAUGCUUUAAAAGUUUCUCAAACAAUUCAAAGACGACGACGCCUUACCAAGGUGCAACCCAAUCUUAGACCCCCUGGGAGAGCAAUACAGUCAAAAGUUGGACAGGACAAACCCGCCAACGUAUUACCUGAUUGUCAAUCAGUGUCAAAAGAUGAAGCAAGCGGACAGUGUGCGAGCAAUGAAGUGGACUCCCUGGAGAAGUCAAAGUCGACAAUCUCUGAAGGUCAGAGUAAUGACAUGCAAACAGCUAGCAAGAAAACGGCGAGCAACUACAGUUCUUGUCAGGACAAGGACACAGCAACUAGUCCUUUCAAUUCCACGCUGAACAUCCACUCCUCAAACAGCACACUGCCAGAUUCAGUUCUGGAAAGUUCUGGACCCAGUGACGCCAAUGUAGUGACUGAAGAGGCUCAACCCCCCAAAUGCACUGAGGCAACUUUAUUGCCAAAACCCACCACAAUGGAACGACGCAAAGUCAAGCCCAACCUUGGACAAAGCACUCGGCAGUCCUGCCAAACGACUGUCAAAGUGGGAUCAGGUUUGACACCUUCACCAGAUAAAUCUGCGCUUCACAGUACAAAGGUUUUAGUUACCCUAAAUGGAUCUUGCUCAGACGCUUGUACUUCUCAAGAGCAAACGACUGUUCUGCGGACACCAGUAGAGGGAGCAGACGAUCAAAUUAAGGAAGCAAGUUCUAUGAUGACACACCCUAGCCAGGAUGGAAUGGCGUCGAGUGCAGGACCCAACCAAACUUCCACAAGUCUCUCAAUAUUUCCCGACACGACGUCAGUACCUUCAGAUCCAGACGAGCCUUUCUUCAUCCUGUCACUGAUGGAAGUCCCACUGGAAGAAACUUCCACUCAGUCCCCCCAAACAGAUCAGUCCGUGCAGCACAGCGUUGCUCUGGACGGUACGGUGGCAGCGACAGAUGUUUCCCUACCUGAUGUCCCCUCUAGAGAGAUGAGUGUUCCCACGAAUGCACUCGCAACGGCUCCGAUUGCACUGGCGCCACCUACAGGAAGCGAAGACACAAUUAAAGGAGCGAGUUCUCCCAAAAGGAAACCGAAAGGCUUCUUGUCCUUCCUGACUCAUCCAAGCAACGUCACCAUGUCGCAUCGACGCAAAGCCGCUUCCCGCCAAUCGAGCGUGAGUAAACCCGCAUCCCGAAAGAAAUCCGCGGUGCCAGCUGCGCCUGCCCGACCGGCCGCUUCACGAACUCAAGUGGAGCCCGAACCGUUACCGACACCUUGUACGAGAGCAUCUCGGCCACUUCCUGGUUCAUCUUUCUCUGCUGAUGAGGUUAUUAUAUGCAAUCCUGAAAACAGUGUGGAAGUCCAAGACGAGCCCACCGACGUCUCCACGUACUUCCUAAGUGAUAUUUUCACGGAAGUGAAGGACACGUAAAAAGUACUCACUUGCUCUUCUUUUAUAUUUAUUACCUGAAAUUUAACGGACUUUAGGUGAAAUUCCAGGAUGAACUAAAACCAUUUCAAGUGAAGAUUAGCUUCAAUACGAAAGCUCGCCACAAAGCAAAAUAUUCCUAACCUUAUGUAUAUUUUUGUUAUAUAGCAAGCGCUUCAAGAUGUUUUUUUUUUCCUGAACUUAAAUUCUUAUUUUUGUAACUAGGCAUCCAAAAAAAUAAAACGACUGACACAACAAAUCUUGCCUAAUUGUGUGAGUGAUAUAAAGCAACCGCCACUCCUGUGUCUUUUUAAACACGUCCUUGAAAUGCAGUUUUCACAAUACUCUUAAAUAGCAUUUCAAUUAGUUUAUUGCACAAUUUGAUGAAUUGCUUUGUUUGACGUUCACAUUUAAACAUGUGGCAAAAUAGUUUCUUUAAAAUCUAGGUAAACUGGUUCUUACAAUUAAAGGGGAAGUUAAGAAUUUUCGACACUAGGCUUAAUUUUCUAGUUAGCCGUGGUUUAAUUGGUCUGUGCAGUUGGUUUCAACAAAUUCCGUGCAGUUUGUUAGUUAUUUGCAGCUACAGUGUAUCACAAAAGUGAGUACACCCCUUGCAUUUCUGCAGAUAUAAGUACAGUCUCUGACAAAAGUCUUGUCGCUUAUCCAUUUUGUAGAAACAGUUGGUAAUAACCUGACUUUUAAUUAUUCAGGUGGUUUCAGAAAUGGCUCAUAUGAAAGCUAAGACCCUCCCAAAAGAUGUUGAAUGUACAAAAAUAUAUUUGUUUCACUGAAAAAAAAUUUAUCAUUUAAUGAAGACAUAAAGGUCAAAUUUUGGCGAGACAAAAGUUUUGUCGCCUACAGAAAGUAGUGUGAAAAUUGAACAAAAAAUGUACUUCAAAUACAUAAAUAUGUUACACAAGAUAAGCGAAUUAAGUAGGAAUGCUGUGAGAUUCAAAUUUAAUAUUUUGUAUGACUUCCAUGGGCUUGAAGGAAAGCAUCCAUGCGGUUCGGCAAGGAUUCAUAAAAUUUAUUGAUGAAGUCAUCAGGAACAUCAAAGAAAGCAGUCUUGCAUGCCUCCCAGAGUUCGUAAACAUUCUUGGGUUUCGUCUUCCAUGCUUCCUCUUUCAUCCUACCCCAGACAUGCUCAAUGAUGCUCAUGUCUGGUGACUGGGCUGGCCAGUCCUGGACGAUCUUGAUCUUCUUUGCCUUGAGGAGUUUUGAGGUAGAGAUUGAAGUAUGCGAUGGAGCACCAUCCUGCUGCAGAAUUUGUCCCUUUUUAUGGUUUAGAAUGUAAGAGGCAGCUAAGAUUUGUUGAUAUUUCAGACUAUUUAUGUUGCCUUCCACCCUGCAGAUCUCUUGCACACCCCCAUACUGGAUGUAACCCCAGACCAUGAUUUUGCCAACAUCAAACUUUACUGUUUUCUGAGUGAAUCUUGGAUCCAUGCGGGCUCCAGUAGGUCUCCUGCAAUAUUUGCGGCGACUGUGGUGUAAUUCAAUGGAAGAUUCAUCUAAAAAAUCAACCUUUUGCCACAAAGCAGUGAAGUUGGGUGGCGCUUUGUUGACAUGUCUUCAGCAAACUGUUUACGAGCUUUCUUGUGUACCGUCUUCAGAAGAGGCUUCCUGCUGGGAUGACAGCCAUAUACACCAAUUUGAUGUAGAGGCGUAUGGUCUGAGCACUAACAGGCUGACCCCCCACCUCUUCAAUCUCUGCAGCAAUGCUGACAGCACUCCUGUGACGAGCUUUCAAAGAAAGCAUUUGGAUGUGACGCUCAGCACGUGCGUUUAGCUUCUUUGGACGACCAACCCGAGGCCGGUUCUGAGUGGACCCUGCUCUUUUAAAACGCUGGAUGAUCUUAGCCGCUGCUGCAGCUCGGUUUCAGGGUAUUGGCAUUCUUGUAGCCUUGGCUAUCUUCAUGUAGCGCAACAAUACGUCUUUAAGAUCCUCAGAGAGUUCUUUGUUAUGUGGUGCCAUGUUGGAACUUUCAGUGACCAGUAUGAGAGAGCGUGAGAGCUGCACUACAAAUUUGAACACACCUGCUCCCUAUGCACACCUGAACCUCGUAACUCUAAUGAGUCACAUGACAUUAUGGAGGGAAAAUGACAAGCAGUACUCAAUUUGGACAUUUAGGGAUGUAGUUUCUAAGGGGUGUACUCACUUUUUUUGCCAGGAGUUUAGAUAUUAAUGGCUAUAUUUUGAGUUAUUUUGAGGGGAAAAUACAUUUAUUAUAUAAGCUGCCGACAGACUACUUUUCAUUGUGUCAAAGUUUCAUUUUGUCAGUGUUAUCCAGGGCCGGCCCAGGCCAUUUGGGGGCCCUAAGCAAAUUAAUGCAAAGGGGCCCAUAUUUUUGGCCCACCAUUUCGUCACAGUGUACUGUGAAACCCAUACAUGCAAUCCAACCCAUACGUCCAUAUUUUGUAUAUUAAUCAGAUUGUGUUGCACAGCAUACUUCAAACUUCUCACCCCAAAUGAUUGUCAGUACUUACAGUAGAUAGCACCAAACCUUUUUCUAAAAGAGGAAAGAAAGAAGUUAAGGGCGAACUUAUAUUUUUUAAGCUUGUAAUCAAGUAUCAAAACUCACAACAGUCAAAUAAAGCAAACUGUGGUAAAC